Messenger RNA from Penicillium diatomitis, 3102 nucleotides. Its product is annotated as sulfite reductase subunit alpha. Bases 1 to 3102 code for a protein of 1033 amino acids. NCBI's taxonomy places the organism in Eukaryota, Fungi, Ascomycota, Eurotiomycetes, Eurotiales, Aspergillaceae. Gene Ontology annotation, cellular component: cytosol. Gene Ontology annotation, molecular function: sulfite reductase (NADPH) activity; flavin adenine dinucleotide binding; oxidoreductase activity, acting on the aldehyde or oxo group of donors. The record is from RefSeq and is a predicted model, not a curated record. The transcript is spliced from 2 exons.
AUGGCGGUACCAAAGUCAACUACUCUGUCUGAUCUGGCAGGCCCUACUUAUACAACUGCCCAGACAUUGAUUCAGCAAGUGGCGUAUUUGCUGAGCGACAAGAUCUUCUCAUACUCCCCGGAGACGUUCGAUCUCGAUGCAUCAUUGCGCAAAUGGUCAGCUGCCCAGGAAACGAAGACCAACGGCGAGUCUCCUGUCGUGAACACAUUGGAAACUCGCCAAGGUGCCGGGAACCUGGCUCUGGGCUAUCUGUUCUCUCAGGACUUCGACCUGAAGAAACGUCAUAUUCCCCAGGGAAUUGUUGCUUCCUCUGCGACCCUUCCAUACAUGCGUUCCGCGUUGGAGCAGCUCUCUCUGCUCUACUCCGUCGCCAGCCCCGUGGCUGCUCACGUUGCCGCCGUCGACUACACCAGUGAUGAGGGCCUCGUUUCCGACUACGUUUCAGCGCUCGCCUUGGCCGAGGACCUUGGCUUGGGACUAGUCAGCAGUGGCUCUGCUCACGAGUCCCAGCACAUGGCACUUCUCACCACCUUGCUGGCCUCCGUCUUGCCCACAAUCCACAUCUAUGACGGUGUCCGGGUCGGCCGUGACACCACUCGUGUUAUUGAUGUCUUGGACAAGGAGGGUGUGACCCGCACCUAUGAGGCUGUUCGCAAAGCCCUCGAUGACUCUCGGAACCGCCAUCUUGAUGCCCAGGGCAAGCUUUUGGAAAUCCUGAAGGGUUUGAACGGCGAGCUGGGCACCGACUACAGUGCCUUUGAAUACCACGGCCAUGCAGAACCUGUCUCUGUAUUGGUCGUAUUUGGCACUGUCGAGGCGGCCCUUGCGACUCAGAUUGCACGCUCACUCGCCAAGAACGGUAUUCCCAUUGGUGUGGUCAAUGUCCGCGUGUACCGCCCCUUUAUCGAGGAAGAAUUCAUGCGUGUGCUUCCCAAGACCACCAGAACUGUGGGGGUUCUUGGCCAGGUUCCCAGCGAGCAAUCCGUUCAAGAGGAGGGCGUGCACUCUGCGCUGUUUGAGGACGUCCUUGCCUCUUUGACUUUCGCUACCGACCGUGAACAUACUGCAGUGUGCGAGGAGAUCAAGUACUCUCGGGCUCAACGAUGGGAUCUGGUCAGCAUUGCUGCCACCUUCCAGCGCAUCUUUGACAAACCAAUUUUGCCUGUCAACGGUGCCAGCAAUGGAUCCUCUCCUCUGCAGCUUCUGGACCCUGCUACUGUUCAGGAGUAUAUCUUCUGGGACGUUGACACCUCGGUCACUGAUGAGGCUUCCGUUACUCUGAGCCAGGCCCUUGCUGCUGAUUCUGCCAGCAAUGUCACGGUCAGCAAAGUGAACGACAACCUCAUUCAGGGUGGAGCUAUCCGAGUCGACAUCCGCAAGAGUGCCAAGAUCAUCGACGCUCCUUACGCCAUCGCGACUGCCGACGUCUCUUAUGUUGGUAACAUUGCUCUCCUCAACGACGUCGAUGUCCUUGCCUCCAUCAAGGACAACGGUAAGCUUAUUCUUAAUGCCCCCGGCGUCAAAGACGAGGAUCUCGAGAAGAAGCUGCCCGUGGCUUUCCGUACUGCCGUGACCCAGCGAGGCAUCUCGCUCUUCGUCGUCGACCCAACUAUCGCCGAGGACUCAUCAUUGGAGCGCGAGAUUCUUCAAGCCGCAUUCAUCCGUGUUGCCCUUCCCGCUCAAGAGGGUAUCGCCAUAAAGAAGCUGGCUUCCAUCUCCAUCAAUGCAGAGUCGUUGGAGAAAGUCAGCAAGGAACUCGAGAAGAUCUUGCGGGAAAUCGAGAUUCCCGCAUCCUGGAAGGAGUCUGAGGAUGCCAGCCAAGUGAACGAGCUGCCCGCGGAUAUCAACCCCAAUAGCUUUGUUGCGUUCGAUAAGGAGGAGUCCGAGCCCCCUACUCUCCUCAAGGAUUGGGAGACUGCCGCCCGUGGCCUUGCCUUCAAGGAAGCCUUUGGCACUAGAAGCGCUCUUCGCCCUGACUUGUCCACAAAGACUUUCACAGUACACGUCAAGGAGAACCGGCGCCUCACCCCUGUCACGUAUGACCGCAACAUCUUCCAUAUCGAGUUUGAUCUGGGUGAUUCUGGCUUGACAUACGACAUCGGAGAGGCUCUGGGUGUCCAUGCCGAGAACGACCCCGAGGACGUGAUGAACUUCAUCAAGUUCUACGGGUUGAACCCCGAUGCUAUUGUAGAGGUGGCUCGCCGUGAGGAUCCCGCCGUGCUCGAGAACCGCACUGUGUACCAGGCUCUUGCUCUCGCUGAAUUUGCCACCGACCAGAAGGAGAAGACCGAUCUCCUUACCCUUGGAGGCCCCGAUGGCGCUGUGGAGUUCAAGCGUCGUGCCGAGGUUGACACGAUCACCUUUGCCGAUGUUCUUCUCGAGUACCCCUCUGCUCACCCGGACUUCCAUGAGAUCGUGCGUCUUGUCGGGCCUUUGAAGCGUCGUGAGUACUCUAUUGCUUCGUGCCAGAAGGUCAGCCCCAACAUCGUCGCCUUGAUGAUUGUUGCGGUUACUUGGACCGAUCCUAAGGGCCGUGACCGCUUCGGUCUUGCCACUCGCUAUCUGAGCCGCCUUCAGCCUGGCACGCCCGUUAGUGUCAGCGUCAAGUCCAGUGUCAUGAAGUUGCCUCCCAAGUCUACUCAGCCUUUGAUCAUGGCUGGUCUGGGUACCGGUCUUGCACCUUUCCGAGCCUUUGUCCAACACCGUGCCCUUGAAAAGGCCCAGGGUAAGGAGAUCGGCUCUGUUCUGCUAUACAUGGGCUCCCGCCAUCAGCGCGAGGAGUACUGCUAUGGUGAGGAGUGGGAGGCUUACCAGGCUGCUGGUGUCAUCACUCUUCUGGGAGCGGCCUUCUCUCGUGACCAGCCUGAGAAGAUCUACAUCCAGGACCGUAUGCGUCAGACUCUGCCCGAGAUCAUCCAAGCCUACAUUCGCGAGGAGGGCGCCUUCUACCUUUGCGGUCCCACUUGGCCGGUUCCUGAUGUCACCGCAGUCUUGGAGGAAGCUAUCGCUACUGAGGCCAAGAGCACUGGCAAGAAGGUUGACACGCGCAAGGAGAUUGAGAAGCUCAAGGAUGAGGAACGUUACGUUCUGGAGGUGUAUUAG